AUGGCCGCCAAGAUGGGUGCCCCGAGUCAAAUGCCCCCGAUACCUAACAGAGAGGAUAUUGGGGCAACAUGGACUUAUCUACAAGCUGGUAUCUCACGCGUUAUGAACGAUCUCGAGCAGGGUAUCGACAUGCAAAUGUACAUGGGUGUCUACACCGCUGUCCAUAACUUUUGUACAUCCCAGAAAGCAGUUGGCAUGACUGGUCCUGCUAUGCACAGUAACCACAGAGGCGCACAUCUGCUAGGGGAAGAGCUCUACAACAAGCUGAUCGAUUACCUCCACCAUCAUCUCGAUAGCCUUGUGAAUGAAAGCAAGGCCCACACCGACGAGGCGCUGCUCACUUUCUACAUCAAAGAAUGGGGUCGCUACACAGUUGCCGCCAAAUAUAUCCAUCAUCUCUUCCGUUACCUCAAUAGACAUUGGGUCAAGCGAGAAAUUGAUGAAGGGAAGAAGAAUAUCUACGAUGUCUACACCCUGCAUCUUGUGCAAUGGAGGAAGGAGCUAUUCGAAAAGGUCAGCGACAAGGUUAUGGAUGCGGUGCUUAAGCUUGUGGAGAAGCAAAGGAACGGCGAGACUAUCGAACACGGCCAAAUCAAGCAAGUCGUGGAUUCCUUUGUCUCCCUGGGACUGGAUGAAGCAGACCCCUCCAAGUCAACACUUGAUGUCUACCGCUAUCAUUUCGAGCGUCCUUUCCUCGCUGCUACCAAAGAGUUUUACGUGGCAGAGUCCAAGCAAUUUGUUGCCGAGAACAGCGUCGUGGAAUACAUGAAGAAGGCAGAGGCUCGUCUGUCCGAGGAGGAGGAGCGCGUUCGCAUGUACCUGCAUCAAGACAUCGCCAUUCCUCUAAAGAAGGCUUGUAAUCAAGCUCUCAUCGCCGAUCACUCCAGUCUUCUUCGGGAAGAAUUCCAGGUGCUUCUGGAUAACGACCGCGAAGAGGAUAUGGCACGAAUGUACAACCUUCUUUCGAGAAUUCCCGAUGGUCUCGAGCCGCUUAGAGCCCGUUUUGAAACACAUGUGAGAAAGGCUGGACUCGCUGCUGUGCAGAAGGUCCAAUCGUCAGAGGGUGACAAGCUCGAGCCAAAGGUUUACGUCGACGCUCUGCUCGAAAUUCACACCCAGUACCAGGGCCUUGUGAAGAGAGCUUUCAAUGAUGAGCCAGAGUUUACACGUUCCCUUGACAACGCCUGCAGGGAGUUUGUCAAUCGAAACGAAGUUUGCAAGGCUGGAUCCAACAAAUCGCCUGAACUUCUAGCGAAAUACACUGACGUCCUGCUCAGAAAGAGCAGCACCAGUAUUGAAGAGGCAGAAUUGGAACGUACUUUGAGUCAGAUCAUGACAGUCUUUAAGUACAUUGAGGACAAAGAUGUCUUCCAGAAGUUCUAUUCGCGGAUGCUGGCCCGGCGUUUGGUGCAUAGCAACUCCUCUUCAGAUGACGCUGAGACUAGCAUGAUCAGCAAACUGAAAGAGGCAUGCGGUUUCGAGUACACGAACAAACUUCAGCGUAUGUUCCAAGAUAUGCAAAUUUCUAAGGAUUUGAACAAAGAUUUCCGCGAGCAUCUUGAAGGCGUCGAGUACACCAAGGCUGUUGAUUCAACUUUCUCGAUUUUGGGAACUGGAUUCUGGCCAUUGACGGCACCGAGCACUGACUUUAACCCGCCCCCGGAGAUUGCGGCAGAGAUUGAGCGCUUUAUCCGCUUCUACAAGCAUAAGCAUGACGGGCGUAAGCUCACAUGGCUGUGGCAUCUUUGCAAGGGCGAGAUCAAAGCUGGCUAUUGCAAGGCCAGCAAGACUCCUUACACCUUCCAGGUCUCAAUUUACCAGAUGGCCAUUCUCCUCCUUUUCAAUGAGAAGGACACUUACAGCUACGAGGAUAUGCUCAGCGCCACUCAACUGAGCAAGGAGGUUCUGGAUCAGGCCCUCGCUGUUAUUCUGAAGGCCAAGGUCCUCAUUAUGUCUGGCGCAGCGGGCGAGAAGCCAGGAACCGGUAAAUCUUUCAAACUAAACUACGACUUCAAGAGCAAAAAGAUCAGGGUAAACUUGAACCUCGGUGGUGUGAAGGAGGCCAAGCAGGAGGAGGCCGAGACGAACAAGACAAUUGAGGAAGACCGAAAACUGGUUCUACAAUCUGCCAUCGUCCGAAUCAUGAAGGCUCGCAAGAAGAUGAAACACACCCAGCUCGUAAGCGAGACCAUCAACCAAAUCCGCUCGCGAUUUGUUCCAAAGGUCGGCGACAUCAAGAAAUGCAUUGAAAUCCUACUAGACAAGGAGUAUCUGGAGCGUUUGGAAGACGACGAGCUAGGUUACCUAGCUUAA
This is a messenger RNA of Fusarium tjaetaba, 2313 nucleotides long. RefSeq names its product Cullin 1. The coding region runs from base 1 to 2313 and encodes 770 amino acids. Gene Ontology annotation, cellular component: SCF ubiquitin ligase complex. Gene Ontology annotation, biological process: protein ubiquitination; SCF-dependent proteasomal ubiquitin-dependent protein catabolic process. The transcript has 5 exons. The record is from RefSeq and is a predicted model, not a curated record. Gene Ontology annotation, molecular function: ubiquitin protein ligase binding. NCBI's taxonomy places the organism in Eukaryota, Fungi, Ascomycota, Sordariomycetes, Hypocreales, Nectriaceae.